Messenger RNA from Cylicocyclus nassatus, 432 nucleotides. NCBI's taxonomy places the organism in Eukaryota, Metazoa, Nematoda, Chromadorea, Rhabditida, Strongylidae. The record is from the annotation of a GenBank genome assembly.
AUGAAUUUCUCUACCGCACUUAUCUUUGCUUUCAUUGCCGUUGCCUUCACAAAACCUCAUCACAAAGGAAGUUCCAAUUCCAGCAGUGAUGGUGAUUUUAAGCACAAGCGCCACCAUCAUAAGCACGAGCAUCAUCAUCAUACCUUCCAUCCACGUCGCUCAACUUCAACUACUAUGUCAACGCCGACAGAGUAUAAACAGAGUACAGAAUCUCCUGUUGCUACUACAUCGAAUCGCAUCGCUACCGAAGGUGUCACAACUACCACUUUGGCUGCUGGAAUCACCACUGAAUUGGAGCUUAUAACCCAAGCAGAGGUGGAAGCAAGCACUAAACUUUUUCCUGCCAGCACAUCGACCGCUCCAGAGGUCGUGACCAAAAUUGUGACCGUGGAAGGAAGCGUUCCGGCUGGUAGCACUCAGUCAGUAGUUUAA